AUGCAAUAUUGGGUGGCAAAGAGCUUUUGGAAGAAUAAUAGAAUUGGGUAUUCGUAUUCCAAUUCGAUUGGUAGAUCGGGAGGACUUAUAACGUUGUGGAAUGAAGAGAAUGUGGAGGUGGUGUCUAGUUUCAAAGGGGAGGGUUAUCUCGGUAUCAAGAUCUUGAAGUCUAAUAAAGUUCAUUAUUUGGUUAAUAUCUACUCUUCUUGUGAUCUCUCAAAAAAAAGAAUUUUGUGGAGAAGGAUAUUGGAUUUGAAAGAAGCGCAUAAGGAUGGAGAAUGGAUAUUGGGGGGAGAUUUCAAUGCAACCAAGAAUCGUCAUGAAAGAAGAGGUAGGGGAGGGGUAAUUAAUUCUAAUUCUAAUUCUAUAGAGAUGAAUGAAUUUGUGGAUUUUAUAGAAGAAAGCAUGUUGGUGGAUAUCCCUUGCAAAGGUAAAAAGUACACUUGGUAUAGCGGGGAUGGAAAUUCUAUGAGUAGGAUAGAUAGGUUUCUUAUUUCGGAGAACACCGUUAACGAGUGGGGGGUGGUGGGGCAAUUUGUGGGUGACCGUGAUAUUUCCGAUCAUUGUCCUAUUUGGUUGGAAGUAGACAAAGAAAAUUGGGGUCCAAAACCUUUCAAAUUUAACAAUGAAUGGUUUUCUUCCGAUUCUUUUUAUUCUUUUAUCGAAAAGGAGUGGAAUGAUAUUAAGGUGUUCGGUAAGAUUGAUUUGGAGGUGGAGGAAGGUGCUCGAGAUAUUAAUCAUGGUGAUGAUAGGUUGGAAGUGGAAGCGGAAGAUCUUCAUCCCGAGAUUAUAAAAGAGAGAAAGGAAGCUACAAGUAGAUUUUGGUCAAGGUUGAGAAUUAGAGAGAACAUGAUUAUCCAAAAAUCUAGAUUGAGAUGGCUUAAGGAGGGGGAUGCUAAUAGUGGUUUUUUUCACAAGGUUAUGAAGGAGAAUAGAGGGCAUAAUCACAUUGGACCUAUAAAUUCUAGUAGAGGUGUGUUGGAUUCGGUGGAAGGAAUCAAAGAGGAAGUUGUUCAUCAUUUUUCUAGAAAAUUUGGUGGUCUUGACGUUGGUUCCAUUGCUCUUGACGGAAUUAAUUUUGAUAGGAUUAGUGAGGAUGAGAAGGAAAAAAAUAGAGAAAGCAUGUGGGUCUCUACCUUUGUUCAUGAAAGAAAUCAAGCCACUGGAAAAAAUUUGAAGGCAGUUAUUGUUGCUGCAACUGCAAGUGAAAAAACGCAGAGACAGCAACAACAAAAUCACGGUUCAGCAUCAUAG
Molecule: messenger RNA, 1254 nt
Organism: Vicia villosa (hairy vetch)
Lineage: Eukaryota; Viridiplantae; Streptophyta; Magnoliopsida; Fabales; Fabaceae
Exons: 3
Coding region: 1-1254 (417 amino acids)
Molecular function (GO): catalytic activity
Source: RefSeq, a predicted model, not a curated record